Messenger RNA from Carassius gibelio (silver crucian carp), 2659 nucleotides. RefSeq lists its product as uncharacterized. Lineage: Eukaryota; Metazoa; Chordata; Actinopteri; Cypriniformes; Cyprinidae. The coding region runs from base 355 to 1932 and encodes 525 amino acids. The transcript is spliced from 13 exons. The record is from RefSeq and is a predicted model, not a curated record.
UAAUUUGCAAUUGCGACCUGUACAAAUGUUUAAGACAGUAAAACACUUAAAAAAAUGUAAACACAUUAUAAAUGUUAGAAAGUAUAGGUUUUCACCAUUGCUGUGUUCAGGAUUUUUUUUUGGGCGGAGCUAAAACGGUGGCUCGAUGACGCACUGGAGCCACUGAGCUCCUGGCCCCUCCCCAAACAACAUAACUAGAGCACACAUUCGCGUCAGUUCGCCGUUCAAUCGCGAGUUUCUGUGGACUACCAUCGUUUAAAUACCUUGACCGGAGCAUAACUGGUUAACUUCACACAAGAGACCUACUGUUGGACAAUCGUUUUGGCUUUAAAGGUAAAUGCAUUGUUAGUUACAAUGUCUAGUUACUGGGCCAAAAGGAGACGAAUAUUGAAAGGAGUUGAGAGGGACAAACAGGAAAUUGCAGCUGCAAACGAUGCUCUACUUGCUGUUAUUCCUGACUUUGACCAAGUAAAUCCUCCUGUAAAUGAACAUCAACAUGGAAUGGCUUCAACAAGCUAUUGGCCCCCAUUUAACCUCCGCAAAAAAGACAAAGGCAACAAUUUAGCCAUCCGCUGCACGCCUCCACACAGCACCUGGGAGAAACAUCAUUUUAAGUUUAUGAAGGGAGCAGAAUGUUGGCAAGAGGCGAUGAGAUAUUUGGUGCGCUUCCAAACAGGUUCUAGCGUUGAAACGACGGACGAUGACAAGAAGAGAAAGAGAAAGAGAAUCUCAAAUUCCAAGUACAGACCCCAGGCCUCUUCUGAUGAAGAGGAGUCUAGUCUUCCAGAUGCACCAGCAGUGCUGUCGUUUGGACAACCUCUUUUGAGCUUUGAAAACAUUGUUCCUGGUAACAAGGUUUCAGUGCUGCCCGAUGCUCCAGAAGUUGCAUCGAUUCCAGAAAACCAGGAAAAUGUUGUGCCAUCUGUAGACUUCAGAGGUGAACCAGGUUUCUCCCCAGAAAUUCAGACUCCACUUCACAGAGCCAAGAGUUUGAGUACAAGACACUUGACUGGUUACUCGCCGCAGCAGUUUCUGGAUGAAAGGUGUCGAGCUCGUCAAGUACUAAGCUUUACACCCCCAGCAGCAAAUUUACCCUGGCAGCAUAUGGGUGAAAACGCUGGAGGAGAAAGUCAUCGCUCUGUAAUUGGCCCUUGGAGUCCCCUGGCAUCUCGUGUACAGCAUGAAGUUUUCAGCUAUGAAGAUUUCCAGAGACUCCAGAAUGAAAAACAAGCCGUGAUGGAGGAGAACCAAGCCCUUAGGGAGGAGAACCAAGCUCUGAGGGAGGAGAACCAAGCUCUGAGGGAAAGCACUGCACGAGCAGCUUCGGAUGACAGCGGCUCACUUCAAGAGCAGGUGAAGCAAGUUGGGACAAUGUUGAAGACGUUUGCUCGCACUGGGCAAUCAGGUGCAGAUCAGACCUUAAUGCUGCGACGUCUUGGAGAGUUUGGCGAUGUUGUGCGUAGCAUGGACAACAAAAUGGACACUAUGCUGCAACAUUUCAGUGCCAAUGUGUCUGUUGGAGAGUUAUCCCUGCCAGGGGAUCUGUUACUCCCCCUAGACACCCAGGAAGAUUUGGCGUUGCUUGACAACAGUUUGAGGCAGGAUAAAGAGCUCCAGGAACGAUUUCUUCGGUUUUUGGCAAUCAAAUGUGGGAGGGACCUAAAGACAACCGUCUGGCGGAUGCUUCAAAGUAUCUUCUCUAAUCACCUUUCCAUCAAUACAACCUGGACUGGAGUUGGGGAUAAAGCAUGUUUUAGAGACAUGUUCCUGAAGACCAUUGUUCAAAGAGCCAUCCGGAAGAACCCGGCAACACAGGAUGCCACUGAUGAAGCCAUCCAGGUUAACGUUACGCGUUACCUGAAAGGAGCAUCUGACCGUGAAGGCGGAAAAAGGCGCCGCACAGCUGAGAGGGACCCACAGCCGACCCCUUAAACCUAGGCUGACUACUGACAUCCCAGCAUCACUGACAACUGGAACCCUUUCUUUAUCCUGCAGUCAGUAACAUCAAGACCCCUAAAGAAGCCAGAAGUGUCAGACUGCACUCCCCAAUCCACACUGUUCACUGUGGAUAUUAUCAUAGUGCUUAACUUAUUAUAUUGUUAAAUAUAGCUUGUAAAUCCUUGUGCCACAGGUCAGCAUUGCAGUUAUAUCUGUUCUACUACUUUUUUUACCUCAGUAUUUUUUAUAUAUAUUUGAAGAUGUUUAUCACAGAUACAAGAGACAUCUUGUACCCCAGGUCAGCAAUGCCAUUAUAAUGGUCUAUUCUAGUCCAGAGCUUUAUUCUAAAUUAUUACCACUUAUCUUAUUGUUAGAAAUGGCUUGUAAAUGUGAUGUUAUACCUGAAUUUUUUUUGGUGUCCUGCACAUUCUUUGGUACCAGAUAUACUCAUUACUUAUGUUUACUGGUAAUUCUUUUCAUGCCAGAGCUGACCUCUUUAUAUUAUUAACAAUUAUUGUAAGUGUUAUAAUUUGCUUGUAAGCUAAGGCUGUUUUUUUUUUUUUUUUAACAAUUUAAUUGGAAACCUGUGUGUGUGUGUGUGUGUGUAUUUAUUUUAUUUUUUUUCUCUUUUUUUCUGUUAUUUAUAUUUCAGGGAUCUGACAUCAUGUUUCAAUGACAGUUACUGUACUUUGAAAUGUGGAAUUAAAACGUCAAAUGGAAA